Molecule: messenger RNA, 6651 nt
Organism: Ogataea polymorpha
Lineage: Eukaryota; Fungi; Ascomycota; Pichiomycetes; Pichiales; Pichiaceae
Exons: 4
Coding region: 18-1700 (560 amino acids)
Biological process (GO): Golgi to endosome transport; protein transport to vacuole involved in ubiquitin-dependent protein catabolic process via the multivesicular body sorting pathway; Golgi to vacuole transport
Cellular component (GO): trans-Golgi network
Molecular function (GO): phosphatidylinositol binding; ubiquitin binding
Source: RefSeq, a predicted model, not a curated record
UUUGGUGACCCAACUAGAUGUCAUCAUUGUCAUCUCUGCAAGGAGCUAGCGGCAAGCUGCUCAGGAGAAUUCAUCGCGCGUGUCGCCCGUCGCUGGACGAGCCGAAUGCUGCGUUGAACCUUGAGAUUUGCGACCUGAUAAACGAGAAGCAGGGAAAUCUUCCGCGCGAAGCAACAGUGGCAAUUGUGAAACUGAUCAACAGCAGAGAUCCGCAAGUUUCCGAAUUGGCUCUUUCGCUGCUUGAUUUUCUGGUCAAGAAUUGUGGAUAUCCGGUUCAUUUGCAAAUCUCAAGAAAGGAGUUUUUGAACGAGCUGGUGAAGAAGUUUCCGGAAAGGCCUCCGCCUGUCUACACCCGGACCCAGAGGCUGAUUCUGGGCACUAUUGCCGAGUGGGUCCAGACGAUCUGUAAGACCUCCCGUUACAAAGAGGACCUAGGAUACAUAAGAGACAUGCACAGGCUUCUCAGAAGCAAGGGAUAUGAGUUCCCUGCUGUCAAAAAGGAGGACGCAGCGGUCCUCAACCCAAGUGACAAUCUCAAGUCGAUAGAGGAGAUUCAGAGGGAGGAGAGGAUUGCACAGAGCGCCAAGUUGCAGGAGCUCAUCAGACGAGGCAGACCACAAGACCUGAAGGAGGCCAACGAGCUCAUGAAGAUCAUGUCUGGCUUCAAGCACGACGAGACUUUGGACGAGACCAGACAGCGAGUCAACGAGGACGUGGAGAAGGUCAGCAGGAAGGCCGAAAUUCUGGAAGAAAUGCUGAACAAUGCCACAAAUUCAGGAACUUUCGAUCCAUCGGAUGAAACCAUUUCUGAGCUAAUCAGCGCCCUGAAAGUUGCCCAGCCAAAGCUGCAAGUUUUGGUCCAGGAAGAGUCGGACGAUCAGGAGCAGGUCGGGCGGUUGCUUUCUCUGAACGACAAAAUCAACUCAAUUCUUCAAAAAGCAGACCUCUUGAAAGAAGGAGACAUGGCCAACGCUUCAAAAGUCAAGAUUUCAGGGGCAGGGUUCAACCUUAUUGAUUUUGACGACGAGCCUUCGCCUGCACCUUCCAACAACUCUGCCCCAGCUCCAACUUCAAACGACGCCAUUGCAGACCUUCUCGGGGAUCUUGGUGGACUGUCGUUUGAGCCUAAAAAGGGAACAAGCACGGGCAACGAGAGCGUUGGCAACUUGGGUGGAUUUGGUGCCAUUAAUUUGCUUGACACCAACACCAGAGAACAGUCUCCCUCGGUGGACAUUUUGUCUGGAUUCUCUUCUCCCGUGCAGAACACGGGAACGUCUCUGCAGCCUGCGCAAACCGCUGUUCAGCCAGCUGCCUUGGACCCAUUCCAGUUUGAUUUCGCCUCAGUGACCAGCCAAACCAGCACUGCAACGACAAUGGUGACGGACGGUAGCUUAAAGAUUGAUUAUGUCAUUGAUCAAAAACAACCUCUGUCGUUGACUUUCAAGUUUGGCAACACGUCCCCCCUAUCCACGCUCUCGAAAAUACAAUUCUCCAUUGCAGUGACGAAAAGCUUCGAGUUGACUAUGCUUCCUCCGUCCGGGUCGGCCAUUGGCCCCGGAUCCGGCACGGUGACCCAAAAGGUCACCAUCAAGCACAAGAACGGUGAGCCUUUCAACUCCACUAAAAUCAAAUUCAAGUGCGAUUAUGAGGAGAACGGCACUGCCAAGGAAACAAGCGGCGUCGCAACAAUUUCGUUUUAAACCAGGAUUUCUUCACAGACUGUAAGAAUAGAAUUAGACAUCAAACAUUGUAGUUGCAUUAUGCUAUACUCACUAAUAUACAAAGCGCUUCAUCUCAUGUUUUUCAUUGUCGGUGAAGACACGAAGCUGUUGUUUGCCGAUGACGGCACUGACGGCGACUGCUGGUUCACCACCGGCACCACAUUGGUUCCCGGUUGCGGUGAAAACCGUGUUGUAAUCGCCGACGAGUUCAUUUUUUUUGCAUUCGAUGGGGCAGACUGGGGAGUUGCCGACACAGGACUUUGUGGAUCUCCCUGCGGCUGCACCUGCUGCUGCCUUCUCUGUUGCUGUUGCAAUUGGUGUUGUCGCAAAACCUGGAUCUGUUUACGCUGCUGUGGAGUCAGAUUGGGGUUGUUGGCAAACAUAGCAAGCUGCUGCGGAGUCAAAGGUUGGCCGGCUUGCGCUGGCGGCGUCCCCUGAGACGUUUGGCCUUGUUUCGUCGGAGUGUUCAAUUGUCCGGCAAUUGCACCUCCGUUGGAAGGAGCCAGGGGCUGUUUACCAGGCUGCUGUGCCGUCUGGUCCGCAAUUCUGUUCUGAUUUUGCUGGUAGUUGGCUAGAUACGCCACCGCCAAACGCGUAACCUGUUCUUUGGGUAGAUUCGGGUUCUGAGUUUGGAUCUGGUUUAUGAUGGCAGACACUUGUGACGUGGUAAAGUUCACGCGCGACACAGGACGUGGAUGCUGAGAAAGCUGCGUGUUGCCAUGCAUGUCCUGGGGAGACGAUGCAUUGCUGCCCAUAGGCUGCACCUGGUACCCUUGAGGCGGUGCAAUGUUCAUUUGAGGCAUCUGCUCCGGAGACUGGCCCGGUUGCAACUGCACCUGCGAAAAAGCUUGAGGAGAAGACCCCGAAUUGCCCGCCGAUUGCAAAACUUGCUGGGGUGUUGGCGUAGAUACAGGGGAGCUCAUCGAUGAAGAGGGUGGUCUGCUUGGUUGUCUGGAAUUGUUGUUCUGCUGUUGUUGCAUCAUCUGCCGUUGACGUUGUAUCAUCAACUGCUGAACCUGCUUAGGUAGAGGCGCUCCACCAGGACCCGUUGGCAUCGGAAUGCCGCCCUGAUUCGCCUGCUGCUGGUAUACUUGUGGACUAUUAGCACGCAUUUGAGCCUGCUGUGCUUCGGGAGAAGCACUUGUCUGAGGGGCCAUUUUGUUGGGUAGCUGCCGUCUACCAUUCAUUGCCGCCUGCGCAGCAGCCGAUGAUCCAGGGUUGGAUUGGCCAUCGGUAGAAAACGGAGACUUGGCGGCACCUGUUGCUAGUUGACGAGCAUUAGGUGGAACACGCAGUCUGGUGAAAUUUCCAUUACCAGUCCCCUGAGCAUAAGCUUCCUGUAUUGCCCGAUCACGUUCGAACUUGAGCUUCGACAGUUGUUCAGGAGUUGGUGUGUCGCUUCUUUUCUCCUCUAUAUUAUUCUUUCUUUGCUGUUGAGAAGGCUUUUGAACAUUCUCGCGCUUCUUCAUCAACUUCCGCAUAGCGUCAAACAUGGAGCCCCAUCUGAGCCGUCUAUGCCCUCUUUGAAUAGAUUCUAUACCAACUCCAAGGGGGGAGAUCCGUCUUUUGGUAGAAAUCUGGACCUUGUGUGCUGCCUCCAGCCAUUCUUUGGCAGCCAUUGGAUACUGACCUCUCAUAUCGGAAAAUUGGAAUUUGUCAUUCAACUGAAUGUAUCUUUCAAAACACUGCCAUGGAGUGCGCCGCUCGAUGUUCGAUGUAUAGCUCCGUGUCGGUUUCGCGGACAAAUGAGCAGAAAUGAUGUUCCAAUUGAAUGAGAAAUCGGUCACAUACCUGAUGAGAUACUUGUCGUCCUGCGGGAGCCAGAUAGUUGGAAUGCGAAGCUCCAGAUUCUUGAUGGAGGGAGGAGAAGGGGGUUUCAAAAUGUUGAAACGCCUGUAAGCUGGAGAGAAUAAACCUUUCUGGUAAGGAACACUGUGUUUCUCUGUCUCCUUCUUUUUUUUCAAAACUAUCUUUUCCCAAUCUGGCUCCUCGUCAGCUGGAGGAAGCAUCGAAGAGAUGUGUCCGUAUUCACAGCGUUCGAUAAGAUGGUCCUUCUCAGAUUCUUUAAAUGGGGCGUAAGUAGACAAACAUUCAAUAACAGCUGUCUCAGUUUUGUUGAAUUGAUUUAAAUCCGCAUACAUCUUGAAUGGCUGAAUGUCUUCCCUAUGUCUUUUCACUCGUUCAUAUUCCUCACCAGAAUAAACGGUAUCAUUGAACGUAAGAAGAAGAGAUGGAUUGAUAGAAGGCUGCUCUUCUAUUGAAGCCUCGGUGUUCUGAGCAGGCUCUGUACUAUCGCUGGUAAUACCUUCCUUGGUCGUUUCCACAUUAUCCUCGGACACCUGCGUUUUAGCAUUCUCUUCCAACUCUGGUUUCACAGUGAUUGACUCGAUCUGCGCGGUAGCACCAUCAUCCAGUUUAUUGCCUUCAUCUUGGGUGGGCUCCGCUGGUUCUUCAGCUUUCUCUGGAACUUCAGCAGCCUCAGAACUUUUUGGAAGUUCCAAGUCUUUUGACAUUGUCCGUUCUUCGAUCUCUUUCUCAGUGAGAAGCCGAGCUGGUCUUCUUCGCACACAGCACACUUUACCAUAUUUCCAAAACUCCUUGAAGGCCUGGGCAAUGUAAUGGCAUUGUGCCAUUUUGAACCGUCUUUCCUGCUUGAAGUCAGUAGCCAGCCACUUCAUCUCCGACAAAAGAUAAUCCCAGUGCGUUUUCUUUCCGGUAGCCAAAAAGGGGUCCAAAAACUUCUUCGGCUGUCUCAGAGACCAACUGUGUUUGCGUUUCAAUUCCUCCAUGCGUGAAUACAAUACAGAAAUCUUCCCCUCUACCAAAGCUGUCUCAUAAGAGUCUGUCGUAAGCGACUUGUGAGCCCUAAGUAACAGCUUCGGUAGCUGUAAUGUUUGCUGGUGAUAAUACAGUUCUGUCAAGGAGCGAGCCUCUGGUACUUUAUGGGGCUUGAGCUCGGGCAUUAGCAUGAUCAUCAACUGAUCUAAGUCGAGAUUUUCAUAGUCCAAAUCGCGCUUAGACUUCUCGUCACUCCGUCUAGGCGGCUGGACUUGUUCAUAGGAGUGGAUCAGAGACGAUAGAGACCCUUCCUGACGAGACGGGUCUGAAAGUGCUUCUCUGGUGGCCAAUGCUGCUCCCUGUAUCUUCUUUUGUGCUUCCAGCAAACCCGGCUCCUGCUCGCUACCCUGAACUUCCACUUUCUGACGCUUUGUAGCAGGCUCCUUGAUCUCUGAUGUCUCUGUUGCGCUCUGAUUCUGGGGAGGCGAGAGUCGUCUCUGCUGGUUUUCAUGAGAUAAAAUGGCAAUGUUGAACUCAUGUCCAUUUUCCAAAUCGUUCUUUUCCAGAAAAGCCAUCAGCUUGUCCUCGAUCUGUAAAACCUGGUCAUUGGAUAUAGGCAGAAGCGGAAGACGCGAGACGCAAUAAAGCUCAGCCAGUUUGCGUUUCCUGUCAUUGAUCGCCUUGGUGCAUUCUUGACGUCGGCUCUCAAUGGCUUCAAGCCGGAUCCGAUCCAUGGAAAAAGAAGCACUGGAGCCGGAUGCUUUAGUCUCCACAAUGUCCGGUGCCAUUCUGUUCUGUAUGUUUUAGGUGUGCACCACCCAAUUUUAUCGUCGUACUUUGCGCCACUGGGGGGAAAUUAAGCACUUCAAAAACACGGAAAAACCAAGGGAAAGUGCGUUUUUUGGUGAUCACAAUUAGCUGUCGGUGCGAUUAGGGUGCUAAGCGCGCUUUAUAUACCGAGUCUCAACUAAUUUUCCCUGUUUUGCUGCUCAAUGAAUGGGUUCCCCAGCCUCCUCUAUACACGACAACUUUUUGUCGAAAAUUUUUUGUAGAAAUUGGGUGCGGAACGAUCGCAAAAACCUAACAUCUCUACACCUCAUCCGUGCACCGCGCAGCAGCGGCAAUCCCGCUAGGUGGUUGCGUCGUCCUCGACGAUCACCAGUGCGCGUCUUUUCCAGCGUUUGGUGCGUGUAAAUCUUGUGAGAGAGUCUGUGUUCGAAGGUUCUUCCCAGCUGUUGUUGUAAUAUAUCCACCCCUCUCCUGGCGCAAAAGAGUCGUCUGUUUUCCACUUAGCGUCCAGCCAUCUCCACCGGCACGUUGCUUGUGUAAUCUCUGGGAAUUGGAAACUUUCAAGAGAGUCCCACGACUUCUCUAAAUCUUCAGUGGUGAAAGGUCCGCGUUCAAAGGGUAGCAAGGUGUUGGACCAUCCAACCCCGAGCCAUCUUCGCUGAUUUUGCAGGAUAUGGAACUCUACAGUCUUGCCUGUUCCAAUAUUUGAGAUCUGGAAAUCAUUGAGCACUGUCAGUUCGAUGUUCUUAUCGACAAGCGAAAAUUUAAGACCUGUCGUAAACGUAAGUAUUUUGCGGAUGACGAUGCUUCUCCACAGAAGAUGCCGGGUUGCAACCGACCACGACGAGUAAAACGACAAACAUGCAACACCAAAUACAAGCAAAAAUGAUCUGACUGUGAAAAUUCGCGUCAUGAGCCAAAUGUAACAAGGCGUGAUAGCUAUAAGGCUGAAUCCUAGAUUGAAAUAGUCAGAACUGGAUAAGGACCCAAAAUAGCUGAAUGGCUCGACAAUAUAGCUGAAUCGUGCCUGUAGGUUGAUAAGCGUGUCAAUAAUUUCCUCAAUUGUGGGCGGGGCCGUCUCCGACCGCAAGUCGUCAAUGGUGGUCUUCAAGAACCACAGCGAGGCACACGUGCCUAAAGCUAUGAUUGUGGGUAGGACAGUGCACGCCACUACUGUCCAGUACUUGACCACCAUGAUGUAAAUUGCAAUGGCAAUAAAAUUGGUAUAAGGAUCAUCGUUUGUCCAGGUCAAAAAGGCAAGUACUUUAUCCAGUAAAAAGAUAACCGGGAAUGCCGCAUACAGUGCAGAUGUGAUCACCGGCGGCAUGUUGAGCAGUUGACCCUUUACUUUGGUAAGUGGACG